UUGACGCGCUGAGAGGAGGACAGAGCGUCACAUCUCUCCAAACGCCCAUCAAACUUUCGGCAGAGAGGACUCAGUGCUCCAGAGGAGGCCUGUUAGAGAGUACGCGCUGAUUUUUUUGGACAUGCCCAGCGAUGGAGAGACUUUUGACGAUGAAUUUUGGUACAGUUUGACAACAUUGUGAUUCCCUUCUGAAAGCUCCUUCUCCACGUUUCCCCAUCCUUUCAGCGACCGAGCGAGGGAUGGAGCAAGCACCAAGCGCGCCGAGUCCUCCUCCAAAACCAGUCAACCACGAACCCAUCAGCUUCGGCAUCGACCAGAUUCUGGGAGCCGGUUCGGAGCCGGAGAGCGGGCGCACGCCGGGCAGACAGAGUGGAUCGGAUUUAAGCAACGGGGACGCCUAUUAUAGCUUAGGAAACCCGAGCGGUGCCAACGCGCCCUCAUACACAGCGCUGUCUAUCUCCCUCUCUGGGAUCAUGCCUCCAGCGGAUGCUUCAGGUUCGUACGGAGAAAACAGGAGUCUGGGCAGCCGGGGUGUGAUACGAGUUCCCGCUCACAGACCUGUAACGGCCCCGGGACCCCCGACACCUGUCCAGAGCGCUGUUCCCGGGUUUGGAGGUCUUUGCUUCCCUUGGAUAGGAAACAGGUUCGCCAAGGACAGAAUAUCAGCGGCUCUGGUUCCUUUUGCAGUCACUCGGCGGAUAGGUCACCCGUAUCAGAACAGGACGCCUCCGAAGCGGAAAAAGCCCAGAACCUCCUUUUCCAGAGUCCAGAUCUGCGAGCUGGAGAAGCGCUUUCACCGGCAGAAGUAUCUGGCCAGCGCCGAGCGGGCGGCUCUGGCCAAGAGCCUGAAGAUGACCGACGCGCAGGUCAAAACCUGGUUUCAGAACCGCAGAACCAAGUGGAGGAGACAAACAGCCGAGGAGAGGGAGGCGGAGCGUCAGCAGGCCAAUCGCCUGAUCCUGCAGCUGCAGCAGUCCGCCCUCCAGAAGUCCCUGAGCGAAUCCGCGGUGUCGGAUCCGCUGUGCGCCCAUAACUCCUCCCUGUACGCUCUGCAGAACCUCCAGCCGUGGGCCGAGGACAGGGAGUAGGGACAGAUAAAUUAAAUGAAACCACUGGGACUUACUUUGAUUCAUGCUGUAUGGAGGAACAAAUGUGACUUGAGACUGAAGCAUGGGUCCCGUCUAUUUAAGCGGAGGAUUUUAGAACGGGAGAUGAAAUUCUGGUGAGUGAUGCUUACUCAGAAGCAGAAACUGUGGAUUAUUUUUGUUUUCCACCCUGGGUGGAAAAAUCAGAACUUCGCAAAACAAAUCUGAAACAGACUUAUUAAAAAAAACAAACAAACAAAAAAAAACUGCCACCCUAUUUGUUCUCAUAUGCUUGCACUUAUUCUGUUCAUUGGAAUAAGACAGGGAAGAAAUGUCUUGUAUGCAGUAUGUAUGAGGGAUGUAAUUAAUGUCACACUGUAAAACAUGAGAUUAUAUUGUUUUAUGAGUGUGCUUUCUCUUAACACCUAUUUCUGGGUGCGUUGGCUCUGCAAGAUGUGUCAUAGCAGAAACAAAACCUCAUAUUGUUUCUCAUCAUUUUUUCAUUUUUGUGGUGCUUAUUCAGGUCCCAUUCAUAAAAUACUUCCUUUAAUGCACUCUCACAGACCUGCACAUAUAAACCUGCACAUAGAAAAAGCAACACUUGGGCCAAACAAAAAGAUGCCAAAAAUAUUGCAUUUUGGGUGCAAAAUGUUGUUUGAGCUGUAAUAAAACGAAAAUGGGCUUCAGGAAAUAGGAAAAUCUCACCCAUGCUGUAAGUUAAGAUAAUAAAGGGAGUGAUGCAUGCUCAGAGAUGUUGCUAAAGUCUUUUCAUAUGCACAUUAUUAUGUUUUUGAAUCGAGCCAGAAAACUCUGUUUUGUACUUUUACUGUACAUGUGUAAAUAAUAUUAUAAACUGUUGUUGUGAUCUUUUGUUUUUCAUUCUCGCUCCUUCAUGGUGCACCAAAAAAAAAAAAAAAAGAUUUUCAGGUUUUUAACUCCGUUAUUAUAAUAAGGUAAAGAAGGGGGGGAAAUCAUGUGGAGUAGAAUUGUAAAACAUGACAUGAAUUGUUGUUUUUUUUUCCCUGAAAAGUUUAUUGAUAAAUAUGACUUUAUACAAUAUUUCAAUACACACAUCAUUUGAAAUGACAGUUUAAAUUGUCUAUAUGCCUGUCUACCUCUCUGUCGUCUUGUCUGGAUUUCUGCAACUCAUUUAGAUGACAUUAUUGGCUUAGCACAGUGAGUAAAAGCGCAAUAUUUAAAUCUUUCAUUCCGGCUCAAUCAUCAAAAUGAUGGCUCUUGUUUGAAAAAUGGCUUCCAUUCCUCCAGAAUCAGUGUUGAGGUCUAGCUCUCGGGUCUUUGCCUUCCUCCAUCAUCCUUCCUCCCCUCACAGUGAAAUGUUGGUCACUCUGAGUCAACGUUUGGUUUUUGAACAAGACAGAACCGAAGACAAAACUUUUCCGUCUCUCGAAAACAUGCUUCUUUCCACUGAAGGAUCCUCGACAUGAACUGAUUUAUGCACAUGCCCAAAAUUAAAUUGCUUUGCAAGCAGGGCGCUAACAUUAUGGCACCACAAACAAACACACAAGAACAUGCAUAUGUGUUGCUCUCUACCUGUAAGCCAACCCAUGUGCUCUUUAUUCAGCAGAUAUCGAGACAGACAGCAUAAUUACAGAGUUAUAGCCACUCAGACAACAGGACAGACAGGUAUCAGAAUAAGAAACACAGACAGACAUCAGACAGUAAGAAAAAGCCACAAAAACAACAAUUAAAUACCUAUAACACAGCUUAGUUGUUACAACGCUCAGGAACUGACUUAUGAUAUCUUAACGGACACUUAGUUCAGCGCUGCAAAGUUAUGUGCUCUCAAAUGUAAGCAUUAAGACAAAACGUUCUGCCCACAACUUUGCAAAUACACACUAAAUACAGUAUAAUGUGGGCAUCUGCCCUACAUGCUUCAUAAACUUGCUCAUUUUUGCUGCACUGUUACAUGAAAUAAUGCUGUAAACAGAUAGUUUCUUAGGAUAGUUCACCUGUAAGCUGCAUUUUAGUUCAAAACAAGAGACAGACUAGCCCAAAGGAGAGACUGGCUGCAUAUUUACACAAAUGUGGCAAA
Molecule: messenger RNA, 3138 nt
Organism: Xiphophorus hellerii (green swordtail)
Lineage: Eukaryota; Metazoa; Chordata; Actinopteri; Cyprinodontiformes; Poeciliidae
Gene: tlx3a
Product: T cell leukemia homeobox 3a
Exons: 3
Coding region: 240-1088 (282 amino acids)
Biological process (GO): regulation of transcription by RNA polymerase II; animal organ development
Cellular component (GO): nucleus
Molecular function (GO): RNA polymerase II cis-regulatory region sequence-specific DNA binding; DNA-binding transcription factor activity, RNA polymerase II-specific
Source: RefSeq, a predicted model, not a curated record